AUGAAAGGCCGUACAGAAUCAGCAGGUGAUUUCCUGCAGCAGAUGUUUCUAGAUGUAUACCAAGUGUUUCACUGUGAUAAACCAUCGUUUUCCCAUUUCACUUGCGCCAUUGUAUUUGUUCUUGUCUUUUAUGGACUAAUAAGACUAUGUCUUUGCAACUGCCAGAUCCAAAGCGGUUGGCGCAUCGAGUAUUGUGCAGCAUCCGAGAAUAAAACUCAUUGCCCAGAAGACUUCGAUGAGUUUUUCAAACAGCGGAGGCGCUGGAUUGCAUCAACGUUGGCAAAUCUAUGGCUACUGAUAAAAGAGUGGAGAUACAUCCGAAAACACAACCUCCGUGUAUCAUAUUUGUUCCUUGUGUACCAAGUCCUGUUGCUGGUUGCUACGCUGAUCUCACCAAGUUCAAUCAUUCUUGUCGUCUCAGGAGGACUGAAAUACGGAAUGAACUUUAACCCUGAAGCAACUUUCAGUCUUCAACUCGUGUUGUGUUUAUGUUUCACGUUGAUCUGUUUAUAUACUUCACAGAGAGUUCAGUUAUAUAAAUAA
Messenger RNA from Mercenaria mercenaria, 543 nucleotides. RefSeq names its product chitin synthase chs-2-like. NCBI's taxonomy places the organism in Eukaryota, Metazoa, Mollusca, Bivalvia, Venerida, Veneridae. The transcript is spliced from 6 exons. The coding region runs from base 1 to 543 and encodes 180 amino acids. The record is from RefSeq and is a predicted model, not a curated record. Gene Ontology annotation, molecular function: chitin synthase activity. Gene Ontology annotation, cellular component: cell septum; cell periphery.